This is a messenger RNA of Dermacentor albipictus, 1480 nucleotides long. RefSeq lists its product as uncharacterized. Gene Ontology annotation, biological process: sensory perception of chemical stimulus; detection of chemical stimulus involved in sensory perception of taste. Gene Ontology annotation, cellular component: membrane. Lineage: Eukaryota; Metazoa; Arthropoda; Arachnida; Ixodida; Ixodidae. The record is from RefSeq and is a predicted model, not a curated record. Gene Ontology annotation, molecular function: taste receptor activity.
AGCCAGGCACGGAACGUCUGUAGGCGAAUCUCCGUAGCGAGUCGAGGCUGCGUACCGUUCGUUGCAACGGGCAUGGCCACAUCCGGCGUCUUUUGUGGCGCUGAAGAACGUGAUCUUUCGUUAACGCCAGCGCUGCACAUCGUGGAAGUGUGACGAGGCUUGUAUGCGGCACACUGGAUCCUGCGAAGACAGUCAUGCGCAAGGUGUCCCCUCAUCGUGCACUUGAAGCAUCAGCCAUCUUUCCUGAACAUGCUGCGUUUGUCUUCGAGGCUAACUUUACUGGUGCAUCGUUCGAUCCUGUGGUGUUUGGCUUAACAAAUGAAGCAUGGUUCUGUUAAUACUUCUGCCUUGUUGUGAAGAACCCUUGCAGCAGGAGUCGACGACAUAUUGAAGCUCGGACUGUGUUUAGGACGUGUUUCGUUCAACCUUGAUGUUCUAGUCCUUGCGCACCUCUCUCUACAUUCGACUUCUAGCUGAAGAAAUUUCAGCAAGUGCUCUAACUCCUGUUCCGGUGACUCACAUGAUGCAGUUCGACCCAUACGAGGAUGUUAUAGCCACCGUUCAGUUCACCCUUGACAUCGUGUACAUGCUGGUGGGCUUCGUGGUGGUCUCCUUCUCGGCGGCUGCCGUCUGCAAGGCGUACGAUGACUCGCUCCCACAAGUCAACCACCUCGCAGCCGUGCACUGUGCGGUGGCUCCUGUCCCGAACCAGGCGUUCCUGGAGCAGGCCUCCCUGCUCAUGUCGCAGAUGCAGACUAGGGACGUCUCCCUGACGGCAUGGAAGUUCUACGAGCUCAACCGCGCCGCUCUCGUCACGACAGGAGGCGCCGUGGCGACUUACGUGGUGGUCGUCCUCCAGAUGGCCCCGUCUUUUUUGGAGGCCGCGGAAGCAUGAAACAUUUGUUGCUCGAGCUGCCUGAAAAAGCCGCAUUGAAGCGGACAACCGAAAUUUCAUUGUAAGUUCGGUAGUAGAACAUAGUAUAAAAGCGCUUCAUUCCUAAAGGCUCCAGUUAUUGAAGCUAGGUUACUCUUGUCACGAGCACCGAGUUUUGGGCUGGUUGGUUACGCAUAGCAGAUCACGGUCAAGUGCGCACAAACAAAGACAUGGUUAGGGGUAGACAAAAGAAGCGCUUACUUUCAACUAAUUUUGAUUUUACAAAAUCGCAUCUUUCGAACACUUUCCUUCAGGACCUCACAAGACCGAAAUGCCGACAUCAGGUGGCCAUGCUCAGAAACUUAGUUGCUUUGGACGACAGAAAAACAGAAGGUGCCCUGACACACAACAGACCCACCUUCCUAAUGUAAUUUGCUUCAGUUAUCCCCUUGGAAUACUGUGGAAGAUAGUCGCCAAAAAUAAGAUUCAGGAUGUCAGGAAGAAUACGGAAGCAGAUUGCAUUAAAAAGGCAGGUGUGUUGUGUGCCAGAACACCUUCUGUUUUUCAGUCGUCCAAAGAAACUAAGUUUCCGAGCUUGGCCAACUG